Molecule: messenger RNA, 1045 nt
Organism: Aethina tumida (small hive beetle)
Lineage: Eukaryota; Metazoa; Arthropoda; Insecta; Coleoptera; Nitidulidae
Product: GILT-like protein 1
Exons: 3
Coding region: 146-820 (224 amino acids)
Molecular function (GO): oxidoreductase activity, acting on a sulfur group of donors, disulfide as acceptor
Source: RefSeq, a predicted model, not a curated record
GUCAAAUUGGGGGUCGUUUAGUUAUGUUUCCUUAAUUAUAAACAAAUCUACCAGAUUGAUUUUUAUUAUCAAAAUAAAAAUCUUAAGCACAACAUGAGUGUUCAUUUAACACGAUUCACAGAUUAGGGAUGACACUAGCUACAAAAUGAAUCAUAGAUACAAAAUCUUAGUGGUUAUAAUAUUUUUAUUUAUUUUGUUUAGAAUCUUUAGACUUUAUUCACCUGUAAAUUUUCAAAAUGAGCUAAAUGAACAAAAAGCCGUAAACGAUCUCGUUAAAGUAACUGUAUAUUAUGAAGCACUUUGUCCAGACUCGAAGUUCUUCAUUCUGCAUCAGCUCGUACCUGCUUACAAGAGUUUAAGAAAGUUCUUAAUUCUUGAUCUUGUGCCAUAUGGAAAAGCAGAGACAUUGGAAGAAGAUGGACAUCUAGAGUUUAGGUGUCAACAUGAUGUGGUGGAAUGCUAUGCAAACAAAGUACACUCAUGUGUCAUAAACCAAGUAAAAGAACCGCAAACACAACUACAAUACAUUGCUUGUAUGAUUGAUGACAACACAAGACCUGACGUUGUUGGGCAGAGAUGUGGAGAAGACUUGAACAUAUCAUUCGAUAACAUAAAAGCCUGUGCCAGAGGUGAUGAGGGUUCGUUGUUGUUGAAAGCAAAUGGUGAACGGACACAUUCUUUGUCCCCUUCUGUGAAGUUUAUACCCACUAUUGAAUUAAAUGAAAGCCAAAAUAUUAUACCUCAAACGUUGAUAUUAAAAAAUUUUCUUAAAGCUGUAUGUCAGCUUUUGAAAAUCAAACCAGAUAAAUGUGUGUAUUAAGUUCAAUGUGUUAAGUAAUAUAUUUUUAAUUGUGCAUUCCAUGUCAGCUCAUAUCUUAUUAAGGGCCAAUUUUUCAAGUUGUUGUCAAUUUUUUACAACAAUCAUUGACAUAAGCAUUUUCCACUGAAUUGACGUGAAAUGAGCACUUAAUUUAACUUAAAUUAAGUAUAAAUUGCUCCUGAAAUACUGGCCCUAAUAAUGGUUAAUAAAAAUGUAAUUAAAGUA